AUGUCGUUUAUCGGGACCGUCAUACCCAAUCUACCGCGGUCUCAGUCGGUUGUCAGUCACAAUUUACCCCAAGUGCACGACUUCGAUGAGGACAGCGUCGGUCAUAACCGCUCCACGAAUGCGAAUGCAGGCAACUCCGAGAAGGAUAAGAGCGAAGAUGGCGAAACACUACACGAUAAUGAGCAUGACGGGGAAGCUCGCGUGGUGUCACUGGCUCGACAAUUGACCCGACAAUCCACUAGACUGACGGCGAAAAGCACGCUCGAGAAUCCAUUCUUCCUUGAUGAUCCUGACUCGACUCUGAACCCCCAAGGUCCAAACUUCCGUGUCCGCGACUGGCUGAAAAUGCUACUAGAAAUUCGAUCUCGUGAUCCAGAGAGGUACCCUGAUCGCACAGCCGGUGUUGCCUUCAAGAACCUUGGCGUUCAUGGUUUCGGUUCACCAACUGAUUACCAGAAAGACGUCUUGAACGUGCUGCUUGAGUUUGGAACAAUAGCUCGCAGGCUGGUUGGGAUCAAAAUGCCAAAAAUCCAGAUCCUCCAAAACUUUGAGGGAUUGAUCAGAAGUGGAGAGUUGCUUGUAGUCCUGGGCCGGCCUGGAAGUGGUUGUUCUACCUUUCUCAAGACCAUUGCGGGUGAAAUGAACGGCAUCCAAGUAUCAGAGGACACGGUGAUGAACUACCAAGGCAUUUCUGUCAAGGACAUGCACAAUUCUUUCCGGGGCGAAGCUAUCUACACAGCGGAGAACGAUGUCCACUUCCCUCAGCUCUCGGUAGCCGAUACGCUUACAUUCGCUGCCCUCGCACGGGCACCGCGCAACCGCUUCGAAGGCGUGAGUCAGAAGCAACAUGCAGAGCAUAUGAGGGACGUGGUCAUGGCCAUGCUUGGCCUCACGCAUACAUAUAACACUCGUGUGGGUAAUGACUUUAUUCGUGGGGUAAGUGGUGGUGAAAGAAAGCGUGUCAGCAUUGCAGAGGCUACCCUGAGUCAAGCUCCACUUCAGUGCUGGGACAAUAGCACGAGAGGACUUGAUAGCGCCAAUGCUCUCGAGUUUGUGAAAAACUUGGCUUUGAUGAGCAAGUAUAGCGGGUCGACUGCCUGCGUGGCCAUUUACCAAGCUUCUCAGAGCGCUUAUGAUGUCUUCGACAAGGUCACUGUUCUCUAUGAAGGAAGGCAGAUCUACUUCGGAAACACCAAGGACGCAAAGAAGUUCUUUGUUGAUAUGGGAUUCGAGUGCCCCGAGCGCCAGACAACGGCAGACUUCUUAACAUCGCUCACUAGCCCAGCGGAACGUGUGGUACGCCCUGGGUAUGAAGGGCGUGUCCCUCGCACGCCAGACGAAUUCGUGGCUGCAUGGAAGAGAAGUGAAGAACGCGCUAAGCUUAUGGCCGAGAUCGAGGAGUAUGAGCGGCAGUUCCCCAUCGGUGGUCCUUCUUAUGAUGCCUUCGUGGAUGCAAGAAGGGCCAUGCAAUCGAAGCGGCAACGCGUGAAGUCUCCCUACACGAUCUCGGUCUGGCAGCAGGUCUCCUUGUGCGUUGUUCGUGGGUUCCAGCGCCUCCGUGGAGAUUUCAGUCUCACGGCAACCGCUCUCAUCGGCAAUUUCAUCAUGGCUCUGAUUAUUGGAUCAGUCUUCUUCAAUCUCCCAGACGACACGGACAGUUUCUAUUACAGGGGCGCUCUACUGUUCUUCGCGGUCCUCUUGAACGCUUUCUCGAGCGCAUUGGAAAUCUUGACGCUAUAUUCGCAGCGACCAAUAGUGGAGAAGCAAUCAAGAUACGCAUUCUACCAUCCUUUUGCCGAGGCGAUUGCGUCAAUGUUAUGCGACACUCCUUAUAAGCUGGUCAACUCAUUUACGUUCAACGUGCCUCUAUAUUUGAUGACUAACCUUCGCCGUGAUGCUGGUGCCUUUUUUACGUUCUGGAUCUUUUCUAUAGUUACUACGUUCACAAUGUCCAUGAUUUUUCGGACCAUGGCCGCGACGUCCCGUUCGCUGUCCCAAGCCCUCGUGCCUGCGGCCAUAAUAAUGUUGGGAAUGGUAAUCUAUACUGGGUUCACGAUUCCUACUCGGAAUAUGCUUGGCUGGUCUCGUUGGAUGAACUACAUCAACCCUAUCGCCUACUCAUUCGAGAGCUUUAUGGUCAACGAGUUCGAUGGUCGGCAAUUUCCUUGCCAAGCUGUCAUCCCAGCAGGUGGUGAAUACGAAUCCGUGUCUAUGCAGUACCGGAUCUGCUCAACGGUUGGUGCGGAGCCAGGGUCUAGAAUUGUGGAUGGCGGACAGUAUGUUGAGCUGAGCUAUCAGUAUAGCAUCGGGCACCUAUGGAGAAAUAUGGGCAUUCUGAUUGGGUUCCUGGUUUUCUUUGCUUUUACCUAUCUUCUUGGGACCGAAUAUAUCUCCGAGCAGAGGUCAAAAGGUGAAGUUCUUCUUUUCCGCCGUGGCCAUCAGCCAGACCUUUCAGCAAUCGACGCCGAUCCGGAGAACCCUACCCAGCCUGCCAAUGCCCCGAAGACCGAAGAAUCCGCUCCACAGACUACUGCUCGGAUCCAGAAACAAACGGCAAUCUUCCAUUGGGAAGAUGUCUGUUAUGAUAUAAAGAUCAAAGGACAGUCGCGAAGAAUCCUAGAUGCCGUAAAUGGCUUCGUGAAACCUGGGACGUGCACCGCCCUAAUGGGUGUGUCAGGAGCAGGGAAAACGACGUUGUUGGAUGUCCUGGCCACAAGAGUCACCAUGGGUGUUGUCUCUGGCUCAAUGCUUGUUGAUGGGCGCUUGCGCGAUCAAUCGUUCCAGCGGAAAACCGGGUAUGUUCAGCAACAAGAUCUUCACUUGGCCACGUCUACUGUGCGCGAAGCUCUCAGUUUCAGUGCAUUACUACGGCAACCUGCACACUUGAGUCGACAGGAAAAGCUUGAUUAUGUUGAAGAGGUUAUCAAGCUUCUUGGGAUGGAAGCCUAUGCAGACGCCAUUGUGGGAGUUCCUGGAGAAGGGUUGAAUGUCGAGCAGAGAAAGCGAUUGACAAUUGGGGUAGAGCUUGCAGCGAAGCCUCAGCUUCUAUUGUUUCUGGACGAGCCGACUUCUGGGCUUGAUAGUCAGACCUCCUGGUCCAUCUUAGACCUGAUUGAUACCCUAACCCAACACGGGCAAGCAAUUCUUUGCACCAUUCACCAGCCAUCAGCAAUGUUGUUCCAGCGAUUUGACCGGCUUCUCUUGUUAGCUUCUGGAGGGAAAACCAUCUAUUUUGGAGAAAUCGGGCCCAACUCUUCGACACUCUCGAACUAUUUCGUGCGCAAUGGUUCUCAGGAACUGCCUCCGGGAGAAAACCCAGCCGAGUGGAUGUUGGAGGUUAUCGGAGCGGCUCCAGGCUCUCACACCGAGAUUGACUGGGUCAAGACAUGGCGAGAAUCUCCAGAAUUCGCCAAAGUAAAGGAGCACCUUGCUGAAUUGAAAGCUACAUUGUCCGUCAAGCCUGUCGACUCGUCUGAUCCAAGCGCCUUGAGUGAGUUCGCCGCUCCAUUCUAUAUCCAACUGUGGGAGUGUCUUGUUCGAGUGUUCGCUCAAUACUACCGCACUCCAACCUACAUCUGGUCAAAAACCGCCCUCUGCGUUCUAACAUCGCUGUAUAUUGGCUUCUCAUUUUUCAACGCUUCAACGUCCAUCCAAGGUCUCCAGAAUCAAAUGUUCGGCAUGUUCAUGUUGAUGACAAUAUUCGGCAAUCUGGUACAGCAAAUCAUGCCCAACUUUGUCACCCAACGCUCCCUUUACGAAGCACGAGAACGCCCAUCAAAAGCAUAUUCUUGGAAAGCCUUCAUGGCAGCAAAUAUUAUUGUUGAACUUCCCUGGAACACGCUCAUGGCAGCCCUUAUCUUCUUCUGCUGGUAUUACCCAAUCGGUCUAUACAACAAUGCAAAGCCCACAGACGCCGUAACAGAGCGCGGUGGUUUAAUGUUCCUACUAAUCUGGACGUUCCUGCUCUUUACGUCUACUUUCGCGCACAUGGUCAUCGCAGGCAUCGAGCUCGCAGAGACUGGAGGCAACGUCGCAAAUAUGUUAUUCUCCCUCUGUCUCAUCUUCUGCGGUGUCCUCUCGACCCCGGACGCCAUGCCUGGGUUCUGGAUAUUCCUUUAUCGAUGCUCCCCCUUCACUUAUCUGAUCAGCGCGAUGCUAUCGACGGGCUUGUCGGGGACGGAUGUUGAGUGCGAAGCCGUGGAGUAUCUCACCUUUAAUCCGCCGGAUAAUCAGACGUGCGGGGAUUACAUGCAGACCUACAUUGAAGGGGCCGGGAGCGGCUAUCUCCUAGAUCCAGACGCGACCUCUCAAUGUUCGUUUUGCACCAUGGACAAGACAGACUUGUUUCUAGAGAGCGUUGGAAGUCGGUUCAGUGAGGCUUGGAGGAACUUUGGCCUCAUGUGGGUUUAUAUCGUCUUCAAUAUCGCUGGGGCGGUGUUCGUCUACUGGCUGGCGCGUGUGCCAAAGGGGAAGAAGAUGGCUGGGUCAUCAUAA
Molecule: messenger RNA, 4494 nt
Organism: Aspergillus mulundensis
Lineage: Eukaryota; Fungi; Ascomycota; Eurotiomycetes; Eurotiales; Aspergillaceae
Product: pleiotropic drug resistance family ABC transporter
Exons: 2
Coding region: 1-4494 (1497 amino acids)
Biological process (GO): transmembrane transport
Cellular component (GO): membrane
Molecular function (GO): ABC-type transporter activity; ATP binding; ATP hydrolysis activity
Source: RefSeq, a predicted model, not a curated record